This is a messenger RNA of Juglans microcarpa x Juglans regia, 1419 nucleotides long. Its product is annotated as class V chitinase-like. Gene Ontology annotation, molecular function: chitinase activity; chitin binding. Gene Ontology annotation, biological process: carbohydrate metabolic process; chitin catabolic process. The record is from RefSeq and is a predicted model, not a curated record. Gene Ontology annotation, cellular component: extracellular region. The transcript is spliced from 2 exons. NCBI's taxonomy places the organism in Eukaryota, Viridiplantae, Streptophyta, Magnoliopsida, Fagales, Juglandaceae. Bases 103 to 1152 code for a protein of 349 amino acids.
UGUCUUCUCAAAGCUACGCACCAAAUCCCACAUAUAGCUCUAGCAACCAAAGAUCAAGUACUACGUACUACUGCUCUGUCUCACUCUUCGAUCUCUUCAAAUAUGGCUGCAACUGGCGUUGUGAAAGCCGGAUACUGGAACUGCGGAAGCGCAUUCCUGGUGUCCGACAUAAAAUCCUCACUUUUCACCCAUCUUUUUGCCGCCUUUGCGGAUGUCAACUCUAGCUACCAAGUUACCUUUCCUACCCUAUACAAGCUCCAGUUCGAAAGCUUCACCCAAACUGUGCAAAUAAAAAACCCUGGAGUUAAAACCCUUUUAUCCAUCGGUGGUGGAGCCUCUGGUGUAGCUUCGACCUUAGCUUCAAUGGCUAGCAAGCAAGAAAACCGUAAAAUAUUCAUAGAUUCCUCCAUAACUCUAGCCAGGGAUAACAACUUCCAUGGUCUUUGCCUCAGCUGGUUGUACCCCUCCACGACCUCGGAAAUGACCAACCUCGAGUCCCUUCUGAAGGAAUGGCGAGCAGCGGUGGACGACGAGGCCAAGAAGACCAGCAAAUGUCCGUUGCUUCUAACGGCAGAGGUAUUUUACUCGUCAGCAAUAGCCUCGGCGAGUUAUCCCUGCAAGACUAUUUCAAACAUGUUGGACUGGAUCAACGUAUUGGCCAUUAACUUCUAUAGCCCCGGUUCGUCACCCACGGAGACUGCACCCCCUGCUGCGUUGAAAAACAAGAAAAACGGAUCACUUUGCGUUGACGCAAGCAUAAAAAGCUGGAUUAAUGCAGGUUUGAAAGCUAAGCAAAUAGCCCUAUGCCUUCCGUUUGUUGGCUGGGCAUGGACUCUGACAAAUGCAUUGCAGCAUGAUCUAUUUGCACCAGCUGUGGGACCGGCUGUUUCUGUAGAUGGAUCCGUUUCUUUUGCCCAAGUGAAGGUAUUCAUAACCGACCAAAAGGCCACAACAGGGUAUAAUGACACCUACUCCACAAACUAUUGCUACGCUGGUGUUACUUGGAUUGGUUACGAUGAUUUGCAAAGUGUAACCGAUAAGGUUAUAUAUGCACGUAAGGAUCAACAACUGCUCGGUUACUUUGCAUGGCACGUGGGCGCCGACAAUAAUUGGUCUCUUUCUCAGAGAGCUUUCGAUACAUGGGAUAAAUGAUCAUGUGCUACUUAUAAGUACUGAAGGUGUGGCAGCUGCCGGAGUACCAAUAAUAAUCAACGUACAACGUACAAGGCGUGCAUGCAUGGAAUCAUAUAUAUAUGGUGUGCUCGUAAUAUAUAUAUAGACGCUUUUAUUCUCAACAAUAAGGUCAACCUUAUGGCUCAUGAUGGUGUGACAUAUAUAUAUAUGUUGUGUUAUGUGUGUUAGAAGCUUGUGUUAUCAUCAGUACUAUGCAUGGCUAAUAAUAUUAAAUAUGUUUGCUUU